AUAGCAAAAAAGGGCAAACCAACGACACUACCAAAAAAGCAAAAAGGAAGCAGCUGAGUUCGCAAACCUCCGGUGGCCCCGGUGGUCGACCUGGUAGGCCCGGCGGCUCCUGUCUUCCUUCAUUUCCUCUUCUUCUCCACUCUUUGCUUUAGAUUAUUUCCUUUCUCAUUUUACCAUAAUUUCUCCAUCAACGAUCAAUGGAAAUCAUGGAGAAGAUGCUUUCAUAGUGUUCUCUUUUGCAUCUCUUGAUGGGGUCUGGUAAAGAAGAAGAAUGCGAGAAGGAUCUGGAGAAGGGACUUUCUCCGCCUCAUUGGCCUGCGCAGUUGGUGGAAACAAUACCUCGUCCUUCUCCAACGACGCCAAGGCCUGCUCUGGUUCUAUCAAAUUCAGGGAAGGCCCUGAUGGCAUCAAAUUCAGGGAAGGCUUUAGUGGUAUCCAAUUCAGGAAAGGCCCUGGUGGUGUCCAAUUCUGGCAAGUUUCUUGCAGGUUCUAAUUCGGGAAAGCGAUUUGAUAAAAAGAAGUACGUGAAACAAGUCACCGGCCGCCACAAUGACACUGAGCUACACCUGGCCGCACAGCGUGGUGAUGUUGGAGCAGUCAGGCAGAUUUUGGCUGAAAUUGAUGCUCAGAUGAUGGGGACACUUAGUGGAGCAGAAUUUGAUGCUGAGGUGGCAGAAAUAAGGUUAGCAGUUGUCAAUGAGGUGAAUCAAUUAGGAGAGACAGCAAUGUUCACUGCAGCUGAGAAGGGGCAUUUGGAUGUGGUUAUGGAGCUGUUGCAGUAUACAACUAAGGAGGGCAUUUCAUUGAAGAAUCGAUCAGGAUUUGAUCCAUUGCAUAUUGCAGCCAACCAAGGUCAUGAAGCCAUUGUCCGGGUGCUAUUGGACCAUGAUCCAGGACUUAGUAAAACAGUUGGCCAAGCAAAUGCAACCCCUCUUGUAUCUGCAGCUACAAAAGGACAUACAGCUGUAGUUAAUGAAUUGCUCUCCAAAGAUCCUAGCUUGCUAGAGAUAUCAAAAUCAAAUGGAAAAAAUCCAUUACACUUUGCUGCCAGGCAAGGGCAUGUCGAUAUUGUUAAAGCAUUGCUUGACAAGGAUCCACAGUUGGCAAGAAGGACCGAUAAGAAAGCACAGACAGCAUUGCAUAUGGCAGUCAAAGGAGUUAGCUGUGAGGUGGUGAGGUUGCUUCUUCAGGCAGAUUCAGCCAUUGUCAUGCUUCCAGACAAGUUUGGUAAUACAGCAUUACAUGUGGCUACUAGGAAAAAACGGGCAGAGAUAGUGAACGAACUUUUACACCUCCCUGACACUAGUGUAAAUGCGCUUACAAGAGACCAUAAAACAGCUCUUGACAUAGCUGAAGGGCUUCCACUCUCAGAGGAAAUUGCUGAAAUAAAGGACUGUUUGUCUCGUUAUGGUGCUGUCAGGGCAAAUGAGCUAAACCAACCGCGAGAUGAGCUCCGGAAAACUGUGACAGAGAUCAAGAAAGAUGUGCAUACCCAGCUUGAACAAACCCGCAAAACAAACAGAAAUGUGAAUGGCAUUGCUGUGGAGCUGCGUAAACUUCAUCGGGCAGGUAUUUACAAUGCCACCAAUUCAGUCACAGUGGUAGCAGUGCUUUUUGCAACAGUUGCAUUUGCAGCUAUUUUCACAGUUCCUGGGGGUGAUAAUGACAGCGGAAUGGCAGUUGCCGUCAGCAGAGCAUCAUUUAAGAUCUUCUUCAUCUUUAAUGCCCUUGCACUCUUCAUUUCACUUGCCGUUGUGGUGGUACAAAUCACAAUUGUAAGAGGAGAGAUGAAAUCAGAGAGAAGGGUUGUGGAAAUAAUCAAUAAGUUGAUGUGGUUGGCUUCUGUCUUCACUAGUAUUUCAUUCAUGUCUUCGUCAUAUAUAGUGGUUGGUCGACAUAACAAGUGGGCUGCAAAUUUUGUUACCGUUAUAGGAGGAGUGAUAAUGGCAGGAGUUCUUGGUACCAUGACUUAUUUUGUUGUCAAAAACAAAAGGAUUCGAAAAGUAAAAAAGAAAGAGAAAAAUUCAAGGAAUGCAACACAUUCAUUGCGUUUAUCAGAUUCUGAUUCCGAAGUGAACCCAAUCUAUGCUAUUUAAUGUUUAUACUACUUGGAACUGGCAUAUGAUGCCACCUAUAACUUGUAACUCAAGGAAAUGACUGAAGCAGAAAAGGGGGCAGUUUUGUGUUGUAAGAAGCUUUAUUCUGUAAAUACAAGAUCUUGGGAUCAAAGUACAGCUGGCGAGUGUUCACAGAAGCAAUGGAUUCUUCUCUCUUAUUAAUCUUUUUUAGCAUGAUUUUGAGGAUGAACAUAAGAUACUGGUCCAGACACCUUAAACUUUACAGGAACCAGAUGAAUACCACAUGCUUAUUUUGUCGUGGUAUAUAAAUCCUGGAGAUUGUAAUAUAUUUAGGUUGCACAACAGGCACCCGCUAUUCAAAAAUGGAAAUAGAUAGUGGUCCGUUCAUUGGUAGAACAGAAUGUGUGACCUGUUGCUUUUGUUUGCACAUGUGAAUGUGUCUGGUAAGCAGAUGAAACCUGCAACUAAACAUAUAAUAAUGCAGCCUCGGCUCUUUGUUCCUUUUCUUUAAUCAUGCUGUAAAGACGUUGCAUACAUUAUUUACUGUUGAACCAGAUGGUUAGACAUAGAUUUUUUCCUGUAAAGUGCAGACAUUUUUGGUAUGUGUCAUCUGAUUGUUGUGAUUUUUUUUAGCUUCCAAUGACAUAAUCCAGGCCAAAUGUGUUCAUUGAAAAAGGACAACGCAGAAAAGGACUAGUUUCCAUCAAAAACCAUAGUGAAGAUCUAAUAACUAAUGGUGGAAAUGCUACAUUCAAGGCAAUACCCUGGUUAAUAAAGUUUGCUGGUAAUUGCAUGAAUGAUUUGAGACUGCCAUUUAGGCUGAUGGAGAGGGAUUGUUGGGAAAUGUGAGCCAGAUACACCUACCCUCACCGUGUAGCCCUGCCCACCAAUGGGCCAAAAAAGAUGGCCGCACAAUGAACACUAAAGAGGACGGUUGAAAUGGUGCCCCAAGUCAAAAACAAAAACAGCUCAUGAAGAGACAAGAUAUUGCUGAUACACGGGAUUGGCAUUAGUUAAGCAAUCCACAUCCUGAAAGAGAUUGCCAUUUUAUCAUCUUUCGUUCCCCUUUUAGUGCUCUUUUGCAAACACUGCCCCAUUAUAAACAUGCUCAUGCUCUCAGUGAGAGUCAUUUAAUUUGCUUCAUUUACUUUA
Molecule: messenger RNA, 3230 nt
Organism: Theobroma cacao (cacao)
Lineage: Eukaryota; Viridiplantae; Streptophyta; Magnoliopsida; Malvales; Malvaceae
Product: Ankyrin repeat family protein
Cellular component (GO): plasma membrane
Molecular function (GO): protein binding
Source: RefSeq, a predicted model, not a curated record